Cordyceps militaris CM01 is the source of this 1491-nucleotide messenger RNA. RefSeq names its product allantoin permease. The coding region runs from base 1 to 1491 and encodes 496 amino acids. The transcript has 4 exons. Lineage: Eukaryota; Fungi; Ascomycota; Sordariomycetes; Hypocreales; Cordycipitaceae. Gene Ontology annotation, cellular component: membrane. Gene Ontology annotation, biological process: transmembrane transport. The record is from RefSeq and is a predicted model, not a curated record. Gene Ontology annotation, molecular function: transmembrane transporter activity.
AUGGAACUUGACCAACUCCCAAAGGUUGGCUAUAGUCAUGAUGACGAUGCUAACCACGACCCUGAGCCCGCCAAACCAACAGUCAAGGCCUCCGACCUCGAUGCGGCCCUACAGUUUAUCAAUUACGAUUCCAAUGACAUGCCACCUAUGAGUGAAGACGACGAAAGACGUCUAGUUAGAAAGAUUGACUUGUCUAUUGUGCCACUUAUGUUCAACUAUGCCAACAUCAUGGGACUCCAACAGGACACCAAUAUCAACGGCAACCAAUUUUCCCAACUCGCCCUCGUCUUCUACGUUAGUUACCUCGUCUUUGAGUUCCCUACAGGCUACCUUAUGCAAAUUCUCCCCACGGCAAAAUACCUCGGUGCCAACAUCAUUUGCUGGGGUAUCAUGGUUGCUUGCACCGCUGUCGCCAGGUCCUGGGGCCCUCUAGUCGCACUGCGGGUGCUGCUGGGAUGUUUCGAGGCCGCCGUCGCGCCAGCUCUCAUUCUCAUCACAGCCAUGUGGUACAAAAAGUCUGAGCAACCACUGAGGGUAGGCAUCUGGUACCUUGGCACUAGUAUUGGCCAGAUGGUUGGUUCCGCCACGUCAUUUGGCUUCCAGCACUACAAGGGAAGUACUUUCAAGUCGUGGCAGAUCAUGUUCCUCGUGUUCGGACUCAUCACCAUUGCCCUGGGUGUCCUCAUCGUUCUCAUCAUGCCCGACAAUCCCAUGGUGUCACGGCUUUCAGAAACGGAAAAGAAAUGGGCCAUUUCACGCUUGCGGGAGAAUAUGACUGGUAUUGAGAACAGGAGCUUCAAAAGAUACCAGGUCAUCGAGUGCCUUCGUGAUCCGCAGACUUGGAUAUUGUCCAUGGCCGUCUUGGCGUCUGAUAUUCCCAACGGCUUUACCAGCACAUAUUCCUCUACUGUUAUCAAGACAUUUGGUUUCACGUCCGAGGUCUCGGCGCUUAUGGGCAUACCUUCCGGCGCCUUCACUUCCAUUCUCAUCAUUGCCAGUAGCUCGCUGGCUGGCAAGUACAACAUACGCGGCUGGCUUUCGGUCGGUUUCCUCGUCUUCAGCACCAUAGGAAGCUGCCUUUUGAGUUUUUUGCCGGCCAAUGGGUAUGUAGCCGGCAAGAUGGCUGGCACGUACCUGACUUCGUGCAAUUCCCCUUCACUUGCCCUCAUGUACUCAUACGCGUCGGCCAACUUUUCCGGACACACAAAAAAGGUCACGCUGAAUGCCAUACUCCUCGCAAGCUUUUGUAUUGGCAACAUUAUCGGCCCCCUUACAUUCCGUGACAAGGACAAGCCAGAGUAUAUCCCCGCCAAGAUCGCCAUGGUUAUCACCAAUGCAUUUUCGGCACUCUGUAUGUUUGCCCUCGUUAUGUACUAUAAGAGGGAGAAUCGUCGUCGCGAUCGCGUCUACGGAGGCCUCGAGCACGUGGAAAAUUCCGAAUUCUUCAACCUAACUGAUCGCGAGAACAUGGAGUUUCGGUAUUCUCUAUGA